Messenger RNA from Kogia breviceps (pygmy sperm whale), 2177 nucleotides. The record is from RefSeq and is a predicted model, not a curated record. Lineage: Eukaryota; Metazoa; Chordata; Mammalia; Artiodactyla; Physeteridae.
UUGCCCCACGUACGUCCCCACGGAGGGUCCGGGGCCCGCGAAGGGAAAGAAGAGGGAGGCUGAGCCUGCCUUUCCCGGGGGUCCCGCCCCUUUGUUCCGCGGCACCGCAGCUGGUCGUCUUGCUGCCCCAGUUUCUCUUUUGAACGUCGCCUUCCCGUUACUUUGGUGCGGCUUUAGCUUUCCAGAGCGCCGCCGGAGCCGGAGGUGUUCUCUUUAACACCGUGCGGAAACAGAGAUCCUCGAACUAUAGGUAGGAGAACUUGGCCGUGAGGGCACUCUGUGGCCCGGGAGUCGGUGACACCUGUUGUGGGAAGCCAGCGGGUACACCUGGGAUGGUGGAGACCAGAGAUCUGGCACAGCUGCGGCAGCUCAACCUGGAGCUCCUGAGGCAGCUGUGGGUUGGACAGGAUGCCGUGAGGCGGUCCGUGGCCAAGGCAGCCUCAGAGUCAAGCCUGGACUCCAGCAGCAGCUACGACUCAGAGAUGCCGUCAUCCCAAAAGACGUCUUCAGUGGCCUUGAGAGCCUCCUGCCCACAGGAUGCCCACCAAGGUGACCCGUGUGAUAGGGACGGGGCCAGCUCCGGGAUGAUCUCUCUCCCACCUGCCAAGUGCCUCCACCAGGAGUCCCCGGGCCCACUGAGGCCCCACUCGGCUCCCUCGCUGGCCACCUCAGACUCGAACGACCCAGAGCUUUCAGCGGAGCUGGACAGUCUAGACACCCAGGAGGCACAGGCCCCGAAGUCCAUCCUGGCUCAGCGGAGCAAGCCGUCCGAGCCGAGAGUGACCAACAAGGAGUCUCCAGUGCCUGAGAAGAGCUGGCGCCUUAGACCGUUCCUGGGCUACGACUGGAUUGCAGGGUCUCUGGACGGCAGCUCUCCCGUCACCAGCAAGCCCGAGGCCUUCUUCUCGAAGCUGCAGGAGUUCCGGGAAGCCAAUAAGGAGGAGUGUAUUUGCAGUGACCCCAAAUCCCAGUUCCUAGGCCUGCAGGAGAGUGGUGCUGUGGAGGGGGACCAUGAAUGUGUGUAUUGUUACCGUGUCAACCGGCGCCUGUUUCUGGUGCCUUCGGAUCCCGGCACCCCCUGCCGCCUGUGCCGGACACCACGGGGCCAGCGGGGUCCGGAGACCCUGGCAGAGCCAGCGCAGGUCAGGGUGAGUGUCCCGCUGUCUGUCCUGGACCCCCCGCACCGGUACCGCAUCCACCGGCGAAAGAGCUUCGAUGCCUCCGACACGCUGGCGCUGCCCCGGCACUGCCUGCUGGGCUGGGACAUUCUUCCUCUGAAGUCUGAGAAAAGCUCAGCCCCCAAGAGCCUGGACCUCUGGUCCAGUGUCUUUUCUGAGGCCCAACGUCGGAAGCUGUCAGCCGCCAGCCCUUCUCACCAGGGACCCAGACCAAUGGAGGCUCCACUGUGGGGGGACAUCACCAGUUGCUUCAGCCCAGAAAUGACACACAGGUCACUUCUGCUCAUGGUUCACUGGCCAGAACUAGUCACAAGGAGUUGGGACAUGGAGGGGGCUCAUGGGGUAUUGGGUGAGCGUUACUGUCCUCCACAUCCUGACUUCACCAGCUCUGUCCCCGCAAGGCAGGCCCCCUGCUCAGCAAAGGCCAUUCGCAAAAAUAACAGACACUACGAGCAGCUCUUGCCUAAAAGUCUUCCCUUGCUCCAUCUGGGGUUCCAGCCUCCAGUGCCUUCAGGAGCCAAGCGAGUAAGGUGACUGGGAGUGGGGGGGCUCAGGGCCACCUGGCAAGCACGCAUCCCCUCCAGAGGCUUUCAAGUUCAAAUGCCUCUGAUCCAAAGUAUGUGUCUGGGCAGAUUUCAGCAGCAGGUCAUGGUUUGCCCCUUGAUUCUAGCACCUGAAGAAACAAAGUCUCUUCCACAUGUAAUUUUUAAAAUUAAUUUUAAAAAAUUUAUUUUCGAUAGUAUAAAACAUAACAGAAUUUACCACUUUUAUAUGUGCGGUUCAGUGGCCCUAAGUCCGUUUACACUGCCGGGCAACCAUCACCCCCAACCAUCCCCAGAAUUUUUUUCUUCUUGCAAAACUGGAGCUCAAUACAGGUUAAACACUGACUCCCUAUUUUCCCCUCCCAGCUUCUGGCAACCACCAUUCUACUUUGUCUAUGAAUGCGGCUACUCUAGGGACCUCAUACAAGUGGAAUCAUGCAGUAUGUCUUUUGUUUCU